ACCCUGGGGGGGUUCCUGCUUGCCAGGAAAUUGCAGCUGAACAAAGAUCCCAGGGCCGUCCCAGCCCCUCACUGCGCCCACCUUGCUCGCUGCGCCCACCUCACCCCCCGUCUCGCUGGGGCUGGGGGCAGCCAGGCUGUCGGGUGCACUCCACCGCCCUGCAGAGGCUGGGGACAUGGUGCCAGUGUCCCCAGUGCUUCCUGGGGAAGGGGGUUUGGGACUGGGCUGCUGUCCCCAGACCUCGCUGCAGGUCUGUGCCCGGGGUGGGGGGAGCCAUCCCCCAUGGGGUGCUUGGGGUGCACGCCGGGGCCAUGCCUGAGCUGCCCCCUCGCCAUCCCCUCCCAGCUCGCCCAGAAGUACGACCCGCAGAAGGAGGCCGAGCUGCGGACGUGGAUCGAGAGCGUCACGGGGCAGCAGAUUGGGCCCGACUUCCAGAAGGGGCUGAAGGAUGGGGUGAUCCUCUGCGAGCUCAUGAACAAGCUGCAGCCCAACUCGGUGAGGAAAAUCAACCGCUCAGCUCAGAACUGGCACCAGCUUGAGAACCUCUCCAACUUCAUCAAGGCCAUGGCCAGCUACGGCAUGAACCCCGUGGACCUCUUUGAAGCCAAUGACCUCUUUGAGAGCGGGAACCUGACGCAGGUGCAAGUGUGCCAGCCAAUCCCUCCCCGGCAGGCCAAGACGAAGGGGAUGCAGAGCGGCGUGGACAUCGGCGUGAAGUACUCAGAGAAGCAGCAGAGGAAUUUCGACGAGGCCAAGAUGAAGGCUGGGCAGUGCGUGAUCGGGCUGCAGGGCGAGGGGGCCAACGCUGCCUGCGACCAGAGCGGGGACCCCCCUGGGUACCACUACUACCGCGAGGAGGAGGAGAGCUACUGAGCAGGACGUCGCCCA
Messenger RNA from Egretta garzetta (little egret), 888 nucleotides. It is a transcript of the gene CNN2, whose product is annotated as calponin 2. Bases 283 to 873 code for a protein of 196 amino acids. Gene Ontology annotation, biological process: actomyosin structure organization. The record is from RefSeq and is a predicted model, not a curated record. Gene Ontology annotation, molecular function: actin binding. Lineage: Eukaryota; Metazoa; Chordata; Aves; Pelecaniformes; Ardeidae. The transcript has 5 exons.